Cotesia glomerata is the source of this 1171-nucleotide messenger RNA. It is a transcript of the gene Atg8a, whose product is annotated as gamma-aminobutyric acid receptor-associated protein. The record is from RefSeq and is a predicted model, not a curated record. Gene Ontology annotation, molecular function: ubiquitin protein ligase binding; GABA receptor binding. Bases 218 to 574 code for a protein of 118 amino acids. Gene Ontology annotation, cellular component: autophagosome; cytosol; autophagosome membrane. The transcript has 3 exons. NCBI's taxonomy places the organism in Eukaryota, Metazoa, Arthropoda, Insecta, Hymenoptera, Braconidae. Gene Ontology annotation, biological process: macroautophagy; autophagy of mitochondrion; autophagosome assembly.
GCCCCCAGUCCAGUCACUUCGUCAUUGCUGUACAAUUGCAGUCUUGCGCAUUUAUAUACUGAGUACACAAAAACAACUUAACUAAAUUGAAACGUCAUUAAAAUUAUACUUUUUGUUAUAAACAGUGAAUAAUAAAAAAAUUAAUUGCAUCAGAUUAAGUGCGAGCACAGAGAGUUAAUUUUUGGGUUGCUAAGUUUUAACAUUAUUUGUUGAUAAAAUGAAAUUUCAGUACAAAGAGGAACAUCCCUUUGAAAAGAGAAAGGCUGAAGGUGAAAAAAUACGUAGGAAAUAUCCUGAUCGAGUUCCAGUGAUUGUCGAAAAAGCACCGAAAGCUAAAAUCAGCGACCUUGACAAGCAGAAAUACUUGGUGCCGUCAGACUUGACUGUAGGUCAAUUUUACUUCUUGAUCCGCAAACGCAUCCACUUGCGUCCUGAAGAUGCACUGUUUUUCUUCGUCAACAACAUUAUCCCACCCACAAGUGCUACCAUGGGCUCGCUUUAUCAGGAACACCACGAAGAGGAUUGCUUCCUUUACAUAGCGUACAGUGACGAGAAUGUUUACGGAAACCAUUAAAGAAAAGAAAACCAAUUAUAACUACUCAACUCUAUUACAAUUAAAUGUUCACUGAGAAUGUCUUUCUCAAUAGAAUUCUCAGAUAAAUAAAAUUACAUAAGACAAAAAAAAACAAAAAAGUAAUCGACUCAUAAGAAAGAACAUUUUGACAGCAAAAAUAAAUAAAAUAAUAAUAAUAAAUAACAAUAUUAAUAAUAUUAAUACUGCAUAACGUUAUCAUUCCUUGUGGAUGUUUAAAGCAUACUUUAUUAUUUUUUAUCUAUCUAUUACGUUUUAUUUAAAUAGCUCAAAGUAAACAAAUUCAAAUGUUAGUGAAUUUUUAAUCAUGAUUGUACACGCCUAAAUAAUUUUCCUGUUUCUUUGAUACAAUGAUCAAUUUCCCGUGGAAUUUUUGUGCGAUGAAUUAUUGAAUUAUUAGUAGCUUGCCUUUAUGUGUAAUCACGAAUUUAGACGAGCUGUUUUUUUUUUUUUUUUUUUUUUUUGAUCGGGUGAUUAUUUAUGAUACUAAAUUAUGUUUAUUAGUAGACUAAUGUGUAUCGAUAAAUUAUUAUAUUAAUUAAGAUGUGCAAGAAUAAAAUUUACGUCAAUAAAAUUUAA